Messenger RNA from Aureococcus anophagefferens, 1474 nucleotides. RefSeq lists its product as hypothetical. The record is from RefSeq and is a predicted model, not a curated record. Gene Ontology annotation, biological process: organelle fission; microtubule-based process; cell division. The transcript is spliced from 2 exons. Gene Ontology annotation, molecular function: GTPase activity; GTP binding. Bases 16 to 1356 code for a protein of 446 amino acids. Gene Ontology annotation, cellular component: cytoplasm; cell division site; microtubule. Lineage: Eukaryota; Pelagophyceae; Pelagomonadales; Pelagomonadaceae.
ACUUGACUGCAUCCGAUGGUGCGCAAAAUUGCCGCCCUGACGGCGGCGUUGGCCUACUCGGCCGAUGCUCUGGCCCCCAAGAAGGCGGGCCUCUUCCAGGGGAGGUAUGACGCGGCCGCGGGGACGUUCAAGACGGAACAGCUGCGCGCCGCCUCCUUCGACGAGUUCCAGCUCGACGCGACGUCCGCGGCGGCGUCCCCCGCGGGGCAGCUCUACACGGCGGACGGCGCGCCGCUCAUGACGGCGCCCUGCUGCAUCAAGGUCGUCGGCGUCGGCGGCGGCGGCGGGAACGCGGUGAACCGCAUGGUCGAGACGGACGCGGGCUCCUUCGUGGACUUUUGGGCCAUGAACACGGACGCGCAGGCGCUCUCGCGAAGCCUCGCGGGGAACACGAUGAACAUCGGCCGCGAGACGACGCGCGGUUUGGGCGCCGGCGGCAAGCCGUCGCAGGGCGAGGCCGCGGCCGAGGAGUCGCGGGCGGAGAUCGCCGCGGCGCUGUCCGGCGCGGACAUGGUCUUCGUCACGGCGGGCAUGGGCGGCGGCACGGGGUCCGGCGCGGCGCCCAUCGUCGCGUCCGUCGCCAAGGAGCUCGGCGCGCUGACCGUCGGCGUCGUCACGAAGCCCUUCGGCUUCGAGGGCCGGAAGCGCGCCCAGCAGGCCCAGGUCGCGACGCGGAACCUCCAGGAGGCCGUGGACACGCUCAUCGUCAUCUCCAACGACCGCCUGCUCCAGAUCGUGCCCGAGGGGACCACGAUGGAGGGCGCGUUCCUCGUCGCGGACGACAUCCUCCGCCAGGGCGUCGUGGGCAUCUCCGAGAUCAUCAUCAAGCCGGGCCUCAUCAACGUCGACUUCGCCGACGUGCGCUCCAUCAUGAGCGACGCGGGCACGGCGCUCAUGGGCAUCGGCCAGUCCAAGGGCAAGGACCGCGCGGCCGAGGCCGCGGGCUUGGCGACGUCCUGCCCGCUCCUCGACUCCCAGUUCAUGAACGCCAAGGCCGUCGUCUUCAACAUCUGCGGGCCGCCGGAUUUGACGCUCGCGGAGGUCAACUCCGCCGCGGGCGUCAUCUACGAGAACGUCGCGCCCGACGCGAACAUCAUCUUCGGCGCGUCCGUCGACGAGAACAUGGGCCAGGACGUCUCCGUGACGGUCCUCGCCACGGGCUUCGAGUCCUCCCUCACGGACGUGCUCUCCGACGAGAUCGCGCUCGACGCGCCCGGCCAGGGGCUCCCGGGCUUCUCCGCCGCGCCCGCCGCGCAGCCCCAGGCGCCGCCCGCGGCCUACCCGCCGCAGGGCAUGCCGCCGGCGCCGCCGGCGCCGCAGAAGAAGAGCGGCUUCCUCAAGCGCCUCGGCCGCUAGGGGGCGGGACCCAAGCACCCGCCCGUCAGCGGCGCCCAAGACGCGCCCCGGCCCGCUCGAGGCAGACCCCUCCGCGGCGCGGUGACCGCGCCGCCGAACUACUUAAGCGACCAGGGAC